CUCGCUGCACGACUGUCGGGAAGGAUAUUUCUAACAUGGACAUGGAUGUUGUCACAGCUAAAAUGCUGUCUGAGUGGAAGAGCCAUGAGGGUGCGUUUGGAGAAGAUCAUGACUCACUUCAGUCCACUUCCCCGGAGUCCUCCAUAGACUCCAUGUGCUCUUCCCCGGAGAUGUGCUUCUCCAGCGGCAGUCAGGAGAUGAAGGACUUCCCUUACGGAUUCCCGGAGCGCAGGGCCUCUUCCAAAGCACAGAGGCAGGGCAAGCCCAAGAUGUCCACCAAGAGACGCGUGAAGGCCAGCGAGAGGGAGAAGAUGCGGAUGAGGAGUCUUGCAGAGGCUCUGCACCACCUCCGAGACUACCUGCCGCCGGACUACAGUCAGACAGGCCAACCCCUGACCAAGAUACAGACCCUCAAAUACACUAUUGAAUACAUCAACAAGCUUUCAGACAUCCUGGGCCGCGCGUAACGGACGCAAAUUUACUUUUUACGCAUAAGGUUUUACUCUGACCUGGACAUUUAAUGGAGUUAGUUUUAUAUAUUCGAUGAGUAACACAACAUUUUUAAGUUAACUUUAACAUUUGAUUUAAUUAAAUUGUUCUCUUGUUCGCCCUUCUCGUGAUGUAAAUAUUGUUUAUUGGGCACUUGACCAUUACUUUGUAUAUGAGGCUGCCUUUGUUGGAGUUGUGAAUUAAAUGUUUGGAAAUAUAGUUUGCUGUUUGUUUCUAUGUGUAUAUGUUUUCCCCUUGGUAUGAAAUGUAGCUUUACAGAUGAAGGUUUUCUCCUAUU
Molecule: messenger RNA, 787 nt
Organism: Trematomus bernacchii (emerald rockcod)
Lineage: Eukaryota; Metazoa; Chordata; Actinopteri; Perciformes; Nototheniidae
Gene: msgn1
Product: mesogenin 1
Exons: 1
Coding region: 36-467 (143 amino acids)
Biological process (GO): regulation of transcription by RNA polymerase II; mesoderm formation
Cellular component (GO): nucleus
Molecular function (GO): RNA polymerase II cis-regulatory region sequence-specific DNA binding; protein dimerization activity; DNA-binding transcription factor activity, RNA polymerase II-specific
Source: RefSeq, a predicted model, not a curated record